AUGACCGGCGACGACCGCUGUCUCGCCUUCACGUCCGUGCUCCAGCACUACCUCCACGAGCUCUCACCACGCCCACGGUCCAGCAUCGGCGGCGCAGUCGAGCCUCAUCUUUUGAACGCGCAGCUCGGCAAGAGCAUCCAGGGCUUCCGCGGCAACCGACAGCAGGACGCAGAGGAGUGGUUCCAGCUCAUCAUGGAGCUCUGCGAAGACGAGUACAAGAAGACACAGCCCAAAGGCUCGCUUUUCGACCUCAUCGGACGCGCGCCGGCCGAGAGCCGCAACCCGUUCUACGGCCUGAGCGGCACACUCCUCGAGUGUACGCGCUGCCACAUGCGCAAGCCCAUGUGGACCGAUCGGUUCCUCGACCUCAAGCUCUCGCUGUGCGCUAGUAUGGACGGCCGCCAUGUCUUCAACCACCUCCGCGAGUCGUGGCGCCAUCACACGAGCAUGGAACGCAUCGACGGCGUCGAGUGCACCAAUUGCACGCUGCGUGCGCUCCUCGCUGUCGUGGAGGAGCAGCGGGACGCACUCGCGACCGGCGAUCCCAUGGAGUUUGUCGAUGUGCCCUCGCUCUGGGAAGGCGGUGACGCCCGCAGUCUCCUCCGCGCAGACGUGCUCGAGUGGCGACAGAACCUUCUCGAUAUCCUCGGGACGCGCCUUGCGUCGACCAAUGGCGUGUGCGACCUCGACAUGGACGGCUCGGGCUGGACGGACAACGAAGGUCUCUGGCUCGACAAGAACGGCAUUGAGGACCCCCGCGCGUGCCGACGAACGUAUGCGCCCUUUCUGCGCCACGUCCGGCUCAUGCGGUGCCCCGACGUGCUCGCGUUCCACAUCAACCGCAACGUGUUUCUGCACGACGCCAUGGUCAAGCUCGACUCGUACCUCCGUUUUGAGUCGACGUUAUUGGCGCAGGAUUUGCUUCUCGACGACGACACCAAAGAGCACACCUACGAUCAACUCAUCUACGAUGCGAUCGCGGUCAUUGUGCACCACGGGAACGAACGGGGCGGCCACUACACGUGCUAUCGCCGGCUGGCGCCCGGUCGGUGGGUUCACGUCUCGGACGACCGCGUCGUCGAGGUGCCGACGACCGAAGUUGCCCGCGCCAAAGCCUACAUGCUCUUUUACGAGCGCCGAUAG
Saprolegnia parasitica CBS 223.65 is the source of this 1143-nucleotide messenger RNA. RefSeq lists its product as hypothetical. The record is from RefSeq and is a predicted model, not a curated record. Gene Ontology annotation, cellular component: cytosol; nucleus. Gene Ontology annotation, biological process: protein deubiquitination. Gene Ontology annotation, molecular function: cysteine-type deubiquitinase activity; cysteine-type endopeptidase activity. The transcript is spliced from 6 exons. Lineage: Eukaryota; Oomycota; Saprolegniomycetes; Saprolegniales; Saprolegniaceae. Bases 1 to 1143 code for a protein of 380 amino acids.